Molecule: messenger RNA, 538 nt
Organism: Moneuplotes crassus
Lineage: Eukaryota; Ciliophora; Spirotrichea; Euplotida; Euplotidae
Source: the annotation of a GenBank genome assembly
AUUAAAAUAAAGUAUGGCAGAUAAGAAAACCAGGCUCCUGUUAUGGAAAGCUACUGAAACUAGGAAGCAUGAUAUUAUCCCUAAAGUUCUUGCAAAAGGUAUUCCAAUCGAUGAGCCUCUCACUGACGCUGGAAUGGUGGGUCUCCACCUAGCCUGUGCUCAAGGAGAUUUAGAUUCAGCUCGUAUUUUCGUAGAAAAUGGAGCAGAUGUGAACUCCUCAGACAAGGUUGGCAGGACAGCUCUUCACUUUGCUUCCGCUAACGGUGAAAGUCCUGACUUGAUUGAUUUUCUAAUUUCCAAUGGAGCUGAUCCGAACGCCCAAUCCUCAGGAGGUGAUACCCCUCUCAUCAAAGCAAUCCUGUUCGAUAAUGCUGAAGUAGUAAGAUCUCUCAUUGAGGGUGGAGCAGACAAGACUAUCUCAAACGCUUCGGGAAGAGAUGCAAUUAGCUUCGCAGAAGCAUCAAAGAAUGAGGAUAUAAUAGCUCUUUUAGAUUAACCAUAAAUUAAUUGCUAUAUAUCCAAAAUGGAAUAUAUCUUU